AUGUUCGGGGCGCAUAUAGCCCAGUGUUCGCGCGCAGUCGCGUCGACGAGCUCAGCACGCGCCGCCUCCUUGCACACCUCCGCCGUCCUACAAGCCCAGCUUACCCUCCGUGCUUCGGCCCGCGCCCGUAAGAUACAACGCACACUCAAGGCUUCCCUCGAGCGCCGCGCCGAGCUCGAGGCCGAGGCUCGCGCGAAUCGACCCCAUGUCAUCCUCGGGCACAAGGCCGGCGACGAGGCCAAGUGGAAGAACAGCGACCUCGCCCGCAUCCUCGUGACCGCGGAGGACAUCGCCAACAGCCCCCCGCCGUCGAUCGACCCGAAGACGGGCAAGGUUGUGCUGCCGAAGUACAUGAGCUACGGCCUCACGGAGAAGGAGACGGAGGCGUUCUUCGAGGUGCUCCCGCACCUGACGGUGCAGGGACAGGUGCAGAACCAGACCAAGGGCGACAAUACGGAGGCGCGGACACUGGUCAGCGCGGAGGUGAAUGCCUCGAGGGAGGUCCCGGGGAACAACUUGAUGUUUGCGCGGUUGGUCGACUUGCGGAACGCGGACGCUGGAGGAAUCGCGUUCGAGAACCGCAGGCGCAUCGUGGCUGAGUUCUCGGAGCCAGAGAAGCCCAAUGAUACUGGGCGACCAGAGGUGCAAGCUGCCAUUAUGACGAUGGAGAUCCACAACAUGUGGAACCACCUCAUUACGUUCAAGAAGGACAUCGCGAGUCGUCGGCAUCUUCGCCAAAUCGUUCACAAAAGAGCAAAGGUCCUUCGAUACCUCAAGCGGGUUGAUGAGGAUCGGUAUGACCGAGUCUUGGAGAGGAUGGGCGUCGAGCGUGGUGCAGUUGAGGGCGAGCUCGUGGUAUAA
This is a messenger RNA of Epithele typhae, 861 nucleotides long. RefSeq names its product S15/NS1 RNA-binding domain-containing protein. NCBI's taxonomy places the organism in Eukaryota, Fungi, Basidiomycota, Agaricomycetes, Polyporales, Epitheliaceae. The transcript is spliced from 3 exons. Bases 1 to 861 code for a protein of 286 amino acids. Gene Ontology annotation, molecular function: structural constituent of ribosome. Gene Ontology annotation, cellular component: ribosome. The record is from RefSeq and is a predicted model, not a curated record. Gene Ontology annotation, biological process: translation.